Messenger RNA from Cololabis saira (Pacific saury), 1668 nucleotides. RefSeq names its product extracellular calcium-sensing receptor-like. Gene Ontology annotation, cellular component: membrane. Gene Ontology annotation, molecular function: G protein-coupled receptor activity. The record is from RefSeq and is a predicted model, not a curated record. Lineage: Eukaryota; Metazoa; Chordata; Actinopteri; Beloniformes; Belonidae. Gene Ontology annotation, biological process: G protein-coupled receptor signaling pathway. Bases 1 to 1668 code for a protein of 555 amino acids. The transcript is spliced from 6 exons.
AUGCUUUUCGCCAUUGAAGAAAUUAACAACAAUACAGACCUGCUGCCUGGAAUCAUUCUGGGCUAUGAAAUCUAUGACACUUGUGGUUCCAUGGCCAGAAGUGUAAAAGUUGCACUUGCCUUGAACAAUGGUAAUGACAAUGUGUCUUCAGUUUCCAAUGCUUCCUGUACCAGACCAGCACAAGUGCAGGCCAUUAUGGGAGAAACUUCCUCCUCUCCAAGUACAGCAAUAGCUACCGUCAUUGGCCCAUUUCAUAUCCCUUUGAUCAGCCACUUUGCCACAUGUGCUUGUCUCAGUGAUAAAACCAAGUACCCAUCCUUUCUCAGAACCAUUCCCAGUGACUACUACCAGAGCAGAGCACUCGCCCAUUUGGUCAAACACUUUGGCUGGACGUGGGUCGGAGCUGUUAGAACCAAUGAUGACUAUGGCAAUAACGGCAUGGCUACAUUCAUUGAAACCGCACAACACCUUGAUAUCUGUGUGGAAUAUUCUGUAUCCUUCUUCAGAACAGACCCGGCAGACAAGAUACAAAAGAUAAUUGACACGAUCAAGGCUUCCACUUCAAAGGUUAUAAUUGCUUUCAUGUCACACAUGGACAUGGAUGUCCUUAUUCAUGAGUUUUCCCACCAUGACAUGACUGGAUACCAGUGGGUAGGGAGUGAGUCCUGGAUUUUUGACUCUCAAAUUGCAGCAAUAGAUGAAAAACACAUCCUGGAUGGAGCUAUAGGCCUUUCCAUCCCCAAAGCACAUGUCAGCGGCCUGAAAGAGUUCAUGCUGGAUGUGGAACCACUCAACUCAUCCAAUAGUGAGUUGUUUACAGAAUUUUGGGAAGCAUUAUUUAGCUGCAAGUUCAAUAAUUCAGAAUCAACAGCGAUUCAGAGAGUCUGUACUGGACAUGAGGAUGUAGCUGGUGUGCAAAACAGCUUCACUGACAUGUCACUCAUGCCCAUCUUUAACAAUGUGUAUAAAGGAGUGUAUGCAGUGGCCCACGCUCUUCAUCACAUCCUCAGCUGCAAUACAACAUGUGACAGCAGUGUGCAGCUAGAUCCAUUCAUGAUUUUACAGCACAUAGGAAAGGUUCACUUCAAAACCAAGGAAGGAGAUGAGGUUUACUUUAAUGAAAAUGGAGAUCCAGCUGCAAAAUAUGAAAUUAUCAAUUGGCAGCCAAGAGGAAACAGUAUUGUAGACUUUGUCAAAGUUGGUCUUUAUGAUGCAUCAUUACCUGAAGACAAACAAUUGAAUCUGCUAAAUAAGUCUUUAAUCUGGGCACAGAACUCACUGCAGGUGCCAGUGUCCGUUUGCAGCAAGGAGUGUCCCCCAGGCACACGUAAGGUUCUCCAGAAAGGAAAACCUGUUUGCUGCUAUGAUUGUGUAAGAUGUGCAGAGGGAGAAAUGAGCAACAGCACAGAUUCUAUCACUUGUGUGCGAUGCCCCCUAGAAUCCUGGUCGAAUGAAAAAAGAGAUGCCUGCAUAAAAAAGGAUGAAGUGUUCCUAUCAUAUGAAGAAAUAAUGGGAGCACUGCUCACUGCAGCCUCUUUAUUUGGAACAUGUAUGACUGCUGCUGUGGCAUUCAUUUUCUUCAGAUACAGGAAAACUCCUCUUGUGAGGGCCAACAACUCUGAGAAAGAAAAAAAGCAAGAGUGCACUGUAAUUGCAUGUUGUCAGUAA